CAGGGCUCUCCGCACUCAAGCCGUGACGUAUCAACCCAACCACCAAGUUGUAGCAGAGAAGAGCAUUCAAGAUGUCAAACACACUCCGCCCAUACCUCAACGCCGUCCGCUCAACCCUAACAGCAACCCUCUGCCUCGAGAACUUUGCCUCACAAGUCGUUGAACGACACAACUGUCCCGAAGUCGAAGCCAGACAAUCUCUCGAAGCACUCCUAACCCCCCUCUCAAUCUCCCGCAACGAAGGCGAACGCGUCCUCAUCGAACCCUCCUUCAACUCCCUCCGCAUCUCCAUCAAAAUCAAACAAGCAGACGAAAUCGAACAUAUCCUCGCUCACAAAUUUACGCGAUUCAUGAUGGGUCGCGCGGAGAGUUUUGUGAUUUUGAGACGGAAGCCGGUGGCAGGGUAUGAUAUUUCGUUUUUGGUGACGAAUUUUCAUAGUGAGGCGAUGUUGAAGCAUAAGCUUGUCGAUUUUAUUAUUCAGUUUAUGGAGGAGGUUGAUGCGGAGAUUAGUGAGAUGAAGUUGUUUUUGAAUGGACGGGCACGGUUUGUUGCUGAGAGUUAUUUGGGUGCUAUUUCGGGAUGAAUUCGAAAGUUGUGAGGGGAUGGCGGCGAUGGGAUGGAGAAGGGUGUCAAUCAGCACUAGAAGUUUUGGAAUGGUAAAAGACGCGACGCAGAAUGUGAAGCGCGCAGUCCGAUUUAUGACCUAUGAUAUACCAAUGCAUUUGAUUCAACAUUACAUAGCUUGUCUGGAGGAGACUUUUUUACGCCUUGCACA
Molecule: messenger RNA, 776 nt
Organism: Saitoella complicata NRRL Y-17804
Lineage: Eukaryota; Fungi; Ascomycota; Saitoellomycetes; Saitoellales; Saitoellaceae
Product: ARP2/3 complex 20 kDa subunit
Exons: 2
Coding region: 72-584 (170 amino acids)
Biological process (GO): actin filament polymerization; Arp2/3 complex-mediated actin nucleation
Cellular component (GO): Arp2/3 protein complex; actin cytoskeleton
Molecular function (GO): actin filament binding
Source: RefSeq, a predicted model, not a curated record